This is a messenger RNA of Rhodofomes roseus, 1660 nucleotides long. RefSeq lists its product as uncharacterized. The record is from RefSeq and is a predicted model, not a curated record. The transcript has 4 exons. Bases 237 to 1304 code for a protein of 355 amino acids. NCBI's taxonomy places the organism in Eukaryota, Fungi, Basidiomycota, Agaricomycetes, Polyporales, Fomitopsidaceae.
UCGUCUGGAGGCCUGCAGCAUGGUGGAUGAAAGGGAGGGGAUGCGACGCAAGCGUCGAGGAGGAGGAGGUGGGAGGAGGGAGAGUUGCGCGAUGAGCUCAGCGGAACGGAGACGGUCGGACAAACGGCCGACUCCUUCCCGUUUUGCUCACCUGCCUUAUAUAGACGCAGCACCUCCCGCACUGCGAAUACGGACCAGUCAGUGAUCACUGAACUGACUGUAGCGGCCCAGCUAGCAUGAACGGCGACCACCUCGAGGAACUCGUCCUCUCCGGCAAGCUCUUCAACCCGCCCUCCCGCUCCUCCUCCCCCGUCCGCUCCCGCUCACCCUCCAUCGCCCAAUGGCCCACCGACGGCAACGACUACGACUACGACUCUGACACCGAGCGGCGGCGCGCGGUCGAGGGGCGCAUCGCCGCCGCCGAGCGCGAGCACGACUCCAUCGGCAUGGGCCCCGGGCGCACCGGCGUGAAGGGCGUCAUCCGCGACCACGCCGAGGCCGCCGCCCUCGCGCGCUCUCGCCGCGCGGAGGAGAUCGCGACGCUGAACAGGGCGAUGGAGAAGGCGAGCCUCGGCGGGCAGACGUGGGGGGAGGAGGAGCGCGAGCGUGCGGCGGAGCGGGCGCGGCUCGAGGGCAAGGCGGGGCGCGUCGUCGAGGGCCGCGCGCGGGCGGGCAGGUUCGGGCACCUCAUGGAGGUCGGCGUCCGCAGCUUUGACCGUGCGCUCGACGAGGACCGCAAUACGUGGGUCGCCGUGCACAUCUACGACCCGAGCUUAGACCGCUGCGCGACACUGGACGAGGCCCUCUCGCGUCUCGCACGCGCAUACCCCUCCACCAAGUUCCUCCACGCCCGCGCAGGCGCCAUCGGCUUCGCCACCUCGCGGGACACCACAUCCUCGCGCUCAACCCACUUCUCGCCCUUCCCCAUCACGCGACGGCCGUCCCGCCAGAUCCUCGUCCCCGGGCGGUAUCCCAACAGAACCGACGACGACGACGACCCGUACGGGGACGCCUCCGACGGGGACGACAGCGAGGGGGACGGCGACGCGGGGUGGGACGACGACAGCGUCGACACGGACGUCCUGCCCACGCUCCUCGUGUACCGCGGAGGCGUGCUCGAGCAUACGUGGGUACGGGUGGACUGGGAGGCGCAGGCGGGCGUGGAAGAACUGCUCCGGAGGCAUAACAUCCUUGGGGGCGCGGACCCGCGUAACAGCGCCGCGCACGCCGACGCGUCGCUCUCCGACGAAGAGGACUUCGACGACGGCGACUUGGUGUUCGGGGGCAGCGAGGAUGAGGCGUGAUCUGGCGGACAGGCUUUUGCCGCAUGAUCAUGGACUGGAACUAGUAUCAUCGACGGCGACACGAUACAUAGCGUCAGGGGGUACAAAGCAAAACGCUGCUCGGUUCAAUACGCAUAUACCUCACCGACCCGCGGGGUCGUACAUUGCUGUAUCAUACACUCAUCACAAGUUCACUUUAGGAGGGCGAAGCCAGACGACAUUGGGUGGCCAGAGGGUGUAGGUAGCGGAAAGCCAAUUCCUGUCAGAAGGAACAUGACUUAUGCACGCUCGCUUUGCGUUGUUGCCGUAAGUACGUUCACGGUGCAUGGGGGCCACCGUGCCAGAAGCACCGAGGCCAGGAUCAUCCUCAAACCCAU